AUGGACCAAGAAGGGAAAUCAGUCCUCUAUGACGGAAUCAAUGCAGGGAUUGAACAGUUCUAUUCUUUCCGAUCAGAAAACUCUACAUUUUUAGGACAAGAAGAUAUUCGUCAUAAAUGGAUAAUUGCUAUUUGUAAUAGUGAUGAUAUUGGUAGCCAAAUUUCUUUUGCUGAGAUUUCUAAAAAGAUUAAUGAUACCAAAUUAAAUUUCUGUCUUGGCUUAGCUUUUUUUAUUAAGUCAAUAUAAUUAGAUAUAAUGAUUUUUUUUUAUAAAUUCUGACCCAUCCCCACACUUUCAGCUUGAAUCCUUGAAGAACUACAGCAUCAGAGCAUAUUUCUUUCAGCUUAUUCACAAACUGAGAUAAGACGUGCAUUUCAAAGGAUUGACGCUAUAAUCUGCCCAUUCAAACUAUUUUGGUUAAUUAAUUCUAUUUCAUAAGUACAAUAAUAUUGAAAUUUAGCAUAUUUACAUAA
This is a messenger RNA of Blepharisma stoltei, 473 nucleotides long. The record is from the annotation of a GenBank genome assembly. Lineage: Eukaryota; Ciliophora; Heterotrichea; Heterotrichida; Blepharismidae.